Messenger RNA from Stylophora pistillata, 2998 nucleotides. Its product is annotated as solute carrier family 28 member 3. The record is from RefSeq and is a predicted model, not a curated record. Gene Ontology annotation, molecular function: nucleoside:sodium symporter activity. Gene Ontology annotation, biological process: nucleoside transmembrane transport. Lineage: Eukaryota; Metazoa; Cnidaria; Anthozoa; Scleractinia; Pocilloporidae. Gene Ontology annotation, cellular component: plasma membrane.
AAAUCAUUAUUCGCGCGCAAAUCGUGGGUUUGAAAGCUCUCUUGGCGCUUCAAACCCUAACACAUCAACAAGUUACGUAGCAAUUUGAUCUAGUGACGUUCAAAGAUUUCGAUCGCUUAUUCGAUAAUGGAUAGUCCGCCAACCAAACCAAACCUCGAAGACAGCGGAUGUGCUCUCCUGGAUGGCAACUUGGAAGGCGAGAAUACAAUGCUUGAUCAUUUGGAGAUGUCUGGAAUGGACGAGUCCAAAUCAAGUUUAAAGGAUGAAAGUCCAGUCCAGGAGAAGAGGGGAUUUCAUGCUUUCAUUGCCAGAUGGGAAGAAUCACCAGAGAGGAACAAGUUUUAUGAAAUUUGGGAAAAACACAGCUUGUCAAUUAUCCUGGUUUGUGUAACAGUGGCUUUACUUGUCUACAGCAUUGCUGCCAUUGCUCAUAGUGGAUUUGACAAAGCUAAGCCAUUGUUUGGACUCACCAUGUUUCUGUGGUUUUGCAUGACAUACAUGGUUAUAAGUAACCAUUGUGGAGCAGAAAUCUAUCAAGUGGUUUUGAAGCCAAUUGCUGAGGCAUUCAGCAGCCGAUGGCGUUAUUUGAAAUGGAUUCUUUUGGUUGUUGUGGUGGUCUUACUGGGAGUAUUUUUUGGAUUGGACACUGCCAAGAAACCUGAGCGUUUUAUUUCCCUUGCUGGAUUGGCUUUGAACAUCCUCUUCUGCUGGAUUUUCUCAAAACACCCAAGAAAGGUUAAAUGGCGACCAGUGAUCUGGGGACUUGCUUUACAGUUUGUGUUUGGCCUUCUAAUUCUUCGCACUAAAUUUGGCUUUGAGGCUUUCAAGGGUGUAGGAAAUCAAGUGACAGCAUUUUUGGAUUACACUAGUGUUGGGGCUGCGUUUGUGUUUGGAACUGGCUACAGAGAACAUUUCUUUGCCUUCCAGGUGCUUCCAAUCAUUAUUUUCUUCAGUUCAGUCAUUUCACUGUGUUACUACAUUGGCAUCAUGCAAGUGGUAAUCAAGAAAAUUGCAUGGCUUAUGCAGAUAACAAUGAAGACAAGUGGUGUAGAGAGUUUAAAUGCUGCUGGUAAUAUCUUUAUUGGACAGACUGAAGCUCCCCUUAUGAUUAGACCAUUCCUUGAACAUGUGACAAUGUCUGAGCUUCAUGCAAUAAUGACAGGGGGAUUUGCUACCAUCGCUGGAAGUGUAUUAGCAGCUUACAUUGAAUAUGGUGUAUCAGCCUCUCAUUUGCUGAGUGCAUCGGUGAUGUCUGCACCAGCUGCCCUAGCCAUUUCAAAGCUUAUGUAUCCUGAAACAGAGAUUCCUGAGACUCUCAACGAGGAAAAUAUUGAACUCCCUAAAGGAAAUGAAAGGAAUGUCAUUGAAGCAGCUGCCAAAGGUGCCAGUACAGCUAUUGCUCUUGUUGCUAACAUUGCAGCCAAUCUGAUUGCUUUCCUUGCCUUUUUGGCAUUUUUCAAUGGUGUUUUGUCAUGGCUUGGAUCAAUGGUUGGAAAACCGGAACUCAGUUUUGAGUAUAUUUGCUCAUAUGUACUACGACCAGUUGCCUUUAUCAUGGGUGUUCCUUGGGAAGAUUCAGAUGUUGUUGCAGAGCUUCUUGGUAUAAAAACCUUCCUAAAUGAAUUUGUGGCUUAUACUCGGCUUGCUACGAUUAUUGAGAACAGAACAAAAAUGACUGGCUUGCGCACCAUUUCGAUACGUGCCGAAAUCAUCACUACCUAUGCUCUUUGUGGGUUUGCUAAUAUGUCAUCCGUCGGGGUUGUGCUUGGAGGUCUGGGGCCCAUGGCUCCUAGUCGUGUGCCGGACAUGUCUAAGAUAGCGGUGAGGGCCCUUGUUGCUGGUACUGUUGCAUGUUUCAUGACUGCUUGUGUAGCAGGCGUCCUUUACGAUGAGAGUUUGUACGAAGGUGUAGUUCAAAUAGCGACGACCGUAGCAGCAAACACAACAACUGCCCCUCCAUAAAUGACAACGGUGUACAACCUUAUUGUAAAUAGCUGAGUAAAUAACGUAGGGGAAGGGAACCUGAUGUUUGGGCAUAUAGAUUUUUUCUUUAUCCUACUGCGAGGCCAAAGAUCUUCUGCAGUUUUUACUGGGAAACUUAUCAACCACCUUACCAAAGUUAAUUGUAACGUGGCAAUGUGAGCUUGAUUUAAGCAAUUUUAUGUUAUCGAGACUUUAACGUUUGAAGAGAAUUUUUCUAGGAAGGUAGAAGCAUAUUAAAUUGUUCUGUAUCUAGAAACGGAAAACCUCAAAUGUUUCUUUCAACACUUAGAAGGUGAAUGCUCUACUGCCCUAGCAUCUUUCCUAGGGCUUUUACUAAUCUGUUUUGCAACUUUCCCCACUGGCUGCCACGAAUUUGCUUUUUAAGAUUAAUAUGUUUUUUCUCAAAGCGCUGCCUCCUGCUGAUAACCUUGCACAUUAUUACCGCUUGCUGGAUAAUGUAUCUAUGUAUUAGGGAGAAGUCACAUAAAUGUUCAUGUGGUUCCCACUAGAAAGCAUUAGAGCGCAUAUGCUCGCUCACGCAGAGUGCGCGGAGGUCUCUUGUCGAAUUUAUUUUAAACAGGGAAGUAUGCUUGUAGGAGGAUUUUAGUUUACACUAUAUUUUUGUGAUGCUUCUUCAUUGAUAGAUAGGAAAUUUUUCAGGAUUUUAAGUAAGUGUGUAAACUAUUCGUUGGAAUAGAAACAGUUAAAUGUGUGAUAUUCGCUCGCUUUUAAUGACGCAGAAUUCAAAAGGAUUCGUACGAGCUAUAACUGAAGGGAAAAAUAAAAUUCAAACAAUUACAAAGUUUACUGUAAACCUCUCAUGAGCUUAGGUUUUUUAUCAGUUUCUAAAUAAAUACACUGGAUAUUUUUUGAAAGAAUAGGGUGAUAUUUUUGCUUAACAAAUUGUCAAGAACUUUUACUGCGGGUUAAACCUAUUAGCAUUCUUAAAAUUUAAUGAAAUGAAAUUUCAAAUACUCUGAUACUUUGAAAAUAAAAUAGGGAAUAGCAAAGAUGA